AGAUUCCAUGCUAAGAUUCUCCAUCCCAAGUUCUCAGCUAUCUCUGUUAUACUGAGCUAUAUCCUUUCUUGGAACGUAGAUGUCCACUGUGAGCUGAUGCUCUAUCUGACAGUGAAAAAGCAAACAUUAGUUCCACGCCUAUACCUGUUCCCCAGUAACCCCGGCCAAAUACAGGCUGUGGAACAACAGGAAAUAAAGUUUCAAGGGUCUAAAAGAUUUCCCAACACAAGACCAGAGCAGUCCUUCAAACUGAAGAGUUACUUCAGACUGAACAUUCCCUGUUCUACCUCCAUCAAUCCACCGAGGAUUCAUCUCAUACAUAGAGACACCACACCAAGCUUUUUCAAGGCGGUUGUGAAAAUGACAGGGAAUGACAUUGAGAUGGAGUUAUUCAGUGAUGACGAGAGGACAGUAUGGAAAGAAAUAGUACCAACAGAUGAUUACAUCUCUGACACCUGUUCAACAAGUGCUGUGUUGGGGGCAGGAGGUCCGGUUGAGAGCAGUCGGACUGGUUCUACAAAACUGCAGCUGCGUUCUGUACGGACAGAGUUUGUGAAACGAGUGUCAAGACCUGUCCUGAAUGAACUGCUGGACGGACUCCUGCAACACACAGUCAUCAACCAGGAGGAAAUGGAGUCAGUGAAGGUGAUAGCUGAGAGGGCAGAGAAGGCACGAGUCAUCAUCGACAUGGUGUUGAGAAAAGGAACUGAGUCAUGUUCCAGGAUGAUCAACCUUCUUGGGGAGCUGGACCACUGUCUUUGUUCACAGCUUCAGAUCAAUAGUGUUGGGGUACCAACCUAAUGGUAGA
Molecule: messenger RNA, 808 nt
Organism: Salvelinus namaycush (lake trout)
Lineage: Eukaryota; Metazoa; Chordata; Actinopteri; Salmoniformes; Salmonidae
Exons: 5
Coding region: 97-801 (234 amino acids)
Biological process (GO): regulation of apoptotic process; proteolysis
Molecular function (GO): cysteine-type endopeptidase activity
Source: RefSeq, a predicted model, not a curated record